Molecule: messenger RNA, 1470 nt
Organism: Lizanozyma spartinae
Lineage: Eukaryota; Fungi; Ascomycota; Pichiomycetes; Serinales; Debaryomycetaceae
Gene: GSH2
Product: glutathione synthase
Exons: 1
Coding region: 1-1470 (489 amino acids)
Biological process (GO): glutathione biosynthetic process
Cellular component (GO): cytosol
Molecular function (GO): glutathione synthase activity; glutathione binding; ATP binding
Source: RefSeq, a predicted model, not a curated record
AUGUCCUUCAAGUCAUUUCCCCAAUUAUCGGAGGACCAGGAAACUCAAUUGCAAGAGAAACUCUGUCAUUGGAGUUUGGCAAAUGGGUUAAUCAUGUAUCCCCCCCAAUUUAAAUCUUUUAGUAGCAAUGUGGCUCCAAUUACUUUAUAUCCAACCCCAUUUCCCAAGGCUGCGUUUGAGGAUGCUGUCAAGGUUGAGACGGUUUUCCAUGAGUUAUAUAUCAAUGCUAUAGCCAACAAUAAAGAAUGGCUAAAGGAAAUUUUGCAAGACUUAUCGAAACACGAUAAGGAUUUCACUGGGAAAUUGUAUGAAACUUAUACUAAAGCAUUGGAAUUGAAUGGUGGUAAGAUCUUACAACCUUUAUCUCUUGGGUUAUUCAGAUCAGAUUAUAUGUUGGAUAAUGAUCGUAUUAAGCAAGUGGAAUUCAAUACUAUUAGUGUUUCCUUUGGAGGCUUAUCUACCAAGGUUGGGCAAUUGCAUGAUUUUCUUAAUAAAUCUGGAGCGUAUGAUUCGAAAUACUCUUACGAAUAUUAUGAUAGAGGCGAAGUAGGAGUAUCUGAUUCUGUCAAUAAAUUGGCUGAGGGGUUGGCUGAUGGUGACAAAUUCUACUCACAACAACAAGGUAAUUCAAAGAAUGGAGUGGUUUUAUUUAUUGUUCAAAAUGGUGAGCGGAAUGUUUUCGAUCAGAAACAUGUGGAAUUUGCCUUAUUGAAUAAUCACGGUAUCAAAUCCAUAAGAAUGUCAUUGGAAGAAGUACAAUUUUUAACUACUGUUCGGGAUAACAAAUUAUAUAUUAAGCAGUCCAUGGAUGAAGUAUCUGUUGUAUAUUAUAGAUCAGCAUAUUCUCCGAAUGACUACGCUUCAAAUCCAGAUCUUACUUGGGGUGCACGGUUAUAUUUGGAGAAUACCUUGGCCAUCAAAUGUCCUUCAGUUUUGACCCAAUUAUCUGGAGCCAAAAAAAUUCAACAGAUAUUGUCCACUAAGGACGUUAUAAAUACAAUUGCCCCCUCUAUUGAAGGUGAGGAUUUGAAGAGAUUGGUAAGUACAUUUGUUGGGAUUCUUCCAUUAGAUGAUACUGAUGAAGGUAAAGCUGCCAUUGAGUUGGCUUUCAAAGAACCUCAUCGAUUUGUAUUGAAGCCUCAAAGAGAAGGCGGUGGUAACAAUAUAUAUAAAGAAGAUAUUCCUGACUUUUUGAAUUCAAUUGAUAAGGAAGAAUGGGGUGGAUACAUUUUGAUGGAGUUGAUAAAUGCCCCUACUCAUAAAAGUAAGAUUAUUAGAAAUGAUGAAUUGAUACAUGAAGAUAUUAUUUCCGAAUUGGGUAUAUUUGGUACCACAGUAUUCAAUGAAGAUACUGGUGAAACAUUAUCCAAUAAAUAUGCUGGUCAUCUUUUAAGAUCAAAAGUUAGUUCAUCUAAUGAAGGAGGAGUUGCUGCUGGUUUUGGAUGUGUUGAUAAUAUUUAUUUAUAUUGA